Messenger RNA from Pyricularia grisea, 889 nucleotides. RefSeq lists its product as uncharacterized. The annotation marks the transcript as partial. The record is from RefSeq and is a predicted model, not a curated record. The transcript has 2 exons. Gene Ontology annotation, molecular function: protein binding. NCBI's taxonomy places the organism in Eukaryota, Fungi, Ascomycota, Sordariomycetes, Magnaporthales, Pyriculariaceae.
CAAUUAUCGCUUCAUCGGGUGGCCACGGGCGAAGACUAAGUUUCAAAGGCCAUCCGCAGUCGUCCCCAUGCCAGCGUCGAUAAAGAUGGCCCUCGAUGGCACCGUUACUUUCGAGGACGGUGACACCAAGGGCGUACGUGACCACAGCGAGCUUGAGUUGAACGGAAGAAGAACAUCAAAGCCAUGGCCAGUAAAACGGAAGUCGCCAGAGCUGGAGGAUGCCGGCUCGGACCCAGGGAAACCCGCCGACGCUCGCGAAAGCAAACAAAGAGGACCACCGAAUCCGCGCAGCAUACGCUGCAAAAGCAGGAUUGGACUAGUCGAAGCCGACCAGGGCUUUGAACCCGUCCCGCGCCCACGCAAGACACUUUGGCAAGACGGAGCGCCGGAUCUUUUGCACGUAACUGCCACAAGCCCCCUACAUGAACGACGCGGCAGGGCGGUAGGGGGCCGCCGAGUUACCGAUCAAGCGCCUGAAAGUAUCAAUGAGCUUUCUAAGCAGCCCGAGACCAGGCCAAUAGGCCAGGAACAACUGAUUGCCGAAGUUAAAGGAAUUUAUGCCGGGCUCGUAAUGGUCGAGAACAAGUGCAUCGAAGUAGACAAUGCGCAAAACUCCCUCAACAACCAGAGCGAGUCGCCCCAGCUCAACACCGACCAGUGGCAAGCACUUAUUGCUCUCCACAGAACUCUUCUCCACGAACACCAUGACUUCUUUCUCGCUUCACAGCACCCGUCUGCGAGUCCGGCUCUCCGGCGCUUGGCUUCCAAGUAUGACAUGCCGGCUCGCAUGUGGCGGCAAGGCAUCCACAGCUUUCUCGAGCUGCUGAGGCACCGGCUUCCGCAUUCCCUCGAGUAUUUGUUGACCUUUAUAUACUCGUCAUAUAGCAUG